Molecule: messenger RNA, 903 nt
Organism: Fraxinus pennsylvanica
Lineage: Eukaryota; Viridiplantae; Streptophyta; Magnoliopsida; Lamiales; Oleaceae
Source: the annotation of a GenBank genome assembly
AUGGCUUCCCUCACUAACUUCUUAGCAAAACCCCUUCAAAAUCUUGUUUCCCUUACAAAAUUUACCCCUUUUCCUUCCCCUUUUCCCACCAGUUUUCCACCCUCCCCUAAACCUAAACAGUUUCCGUCAAAUUUGGAAACAAAUUUCAGAGGUUGCAGUUUCAUCCCAAAAGCUGCAGCAGCCUCAGGUGUGAAAAAAGUAAGCAGCGAUGAGAGAGUACAGCAAGUCCACAGUAUUGAAGAAUUUGAUGAAGCCCUACGUGCCGCGAAAGACCGGCUUGUCGUUGUAGAAUAUGCAGCGAGCCAUAGUUUUCAGAGCAGCAAGAUCUACCCUUUCAUGGUCGACUUAAGUCGAACAUGCAACGACGUAGAUUUUCUUCUCGUAAUGGGGGACGAGAACGAAAAAACCCGAGAACUUUGCAAAAGAGAGAAAAUAGAACAAGUCCCCCAUUUCAGUUUCUACAAAAACAUGGAGAAAAUCCAUGAAGAAGAAGGCAUAGGCCCCGAUCAACUCAUGGGGGAUGUUUUAUACUACGGUGACAGCCAUUCUGCUGUGGUGCAGCUGCAUUCUAGAGAAGAUGUGGAGCGUCUGAUUGAUCAAAACAAAGUUGAUCACAAAUUGUUGGUUCUUGAUGUGGGACUGAAGCAUUGUGGGCCAUGUGUUAAGGUUUAUCCAACGGUGGUUAAGCUGUCGAGACAGAUGAGCGAUACUGUCGUAUUUGCAAGAAUGAAUGGGGAUGAAAAUGAGAGUUGCAUGCAAUUCUUGAGGGACAUGAAUGUCAUUGAAGUGCCAACAUUUGUGUUCAUAAGAGAUGGGGAGAUUUGUGGAAGAUAUGUUGGAUCUGGUAAAGGAGAGCUUAUUGGAGAGAUUCUUCGAUACCAAGGAGUUCGUGUAACUUAUUAA